This is a messenger RNA of Eremothecium gossypii ATCC 10895, 2247 nucleotides long. RefSeq names its product metallo-dependent hydrolase superfamily protein. Gene Ontology annotation, molecular function: AMP deaminase activity. NCBI's taxonomy places the organism in Eukaryota, Fungi, Ascomycota, Saccharomycetes, Saccharomycetales, Saccharomycetaceae. The transcript has a single exon. Gene Ontology annotation, cellular component: cytosol. Gene Ontology annotation, biological process: IMP salvage. The coding region runs from base 1 to 2247 and encodes 748 amino acids. The record is from RefSeq and is marked provisional.
AUGGCACGCCAAAUGGCACAACCAGAUUUAUCUGGCGUUUCUAAAUUGAGCCUCGAUGACCUGGAUAUAGACCAACCUCCUGCAGAAUUUGAUCAGCAAAUACUAAUGGGUAUGCCCAUGCAUAUGGAGUGGAGGGCUUUGAAUAUUCCACCUUUCCCGGAUGUGGAAGCACUGAGAAGAAAGUACAUAAACGGCUCUCGGCAAGACAAUCGCUCCAAUUACAAGUAUGAUUUGCAAAAUUGGUUUCUUUACCCUGAACCACUGCCGAAGUUUUGGAAGUUUGAGCAUGACCGGCGCCUGCAGCUCCCAAUUGCCGAAAGAGUAAGCUUCCAGGAGCCCGAGUUUUCUUCAGGUUUUGCAGCGAGACUGCACGCAGAAGGCUUCCGAUACACUGGGGAAUAUUUUAACCUGGAUAAAUAUGCCGAGAGAUUUCAAGCUAUUUCUGUAAACCCUCCGCAUAACAAAGUAUCUUUGCAACUUCCCACUUUUGAAGUAUUCAUGGAUGAUUUGAGACAGAUGGCAAACGCAGUCGCAGCGCCCGAUUUUAUAUCUGCUGCUGAGAAGAGGCUCUCCUAUUUAGAAAAUAGGUAUGACCUAUUUCAACACCUGAGGAGUAGGACAGAGAAUCUGGAGAUUAAAGCUGUCAGGCAUAGGGAUUUUUAUAACACAAGAAAAGUUGAUCCUAAUAUGGUAUUACACGGAUGCAUACCGCAACGACAAUUGAACGAAUUCAUAUGUGAAAAACUCAACUUAGAGCCCGACCGUGUUGUGCAUGUAGAUAGACAGGGUAAGAAUUGGACCUUGCGCAACAUCUUUCAGGGGAAUUAUGUCGGAAUUUGCGACUUCCAGUCUUCUAACGAAGACAUAAGGUUGAAGAUUGUGGAUGAUGAGUUCAUGGAGUGGUACAAAAAUUACUAUCUCCCAAAUUAUCAAUGUGCAUGGGUAUCUCAGUUAAGUUCAUCGGAUUUAUCCCUAGGUAGCGCUCUUGAUCUACCACACAGGAUGUAUUACAUGAUCGCCAAGGUGUUUCUGGACUUUGACAAUGAUAUUUCCGGGGAAUACCUCGCGGAGAUGGUGAUCAAGUAUGUGAUCCAUAGUCUGGAGAAGAGCAAAUACCAACUCGUGCAUCUAUCGGUUGACUUUCAGUUCCAGCAGCCAUCAUGGUGGCUAAAAUUCUCCAGCUGGGUGUGUCGCUGGAAGCUGGUAUCUUUCAAUAUAAGAUGGAACGUUCGGGUCAAAAGAGAGUAUUCAAGGCUGUACAAGUUAGGUUUCCUGAAUGACUUUGAAACGUAUCUGGAUUAUAUUUUUGGCCCACUAAUUUAUGACGCUAAUAUCCAAAAUAUUGAAUUGCAAUGUUUCCUGUCAACUGUUGUGAACAUAGAUUUUGUACUUGAGUCAUCCGAUGAAAACAACGUGCAAACAGAAAAUACCGUCUUCCCACCCUCGUCCUGGCAGUCACAUGGAGAAAAUCCGCCCUUGGCAUACUAUAUGUACUAUUUCCAUUGGCGGUUAGCUCAUGUGAAUGCUGCCAGGCACAGUAGGAAACAGAAUUCGAUUCUACUAAGAAGUUGUCCCCAACCUGAUCAGAAUAGGGCUUCGCAGACAAAUAUUGAUGUUACAGAGCAGACUGAGUCUCUACUUUGCAAUCUAUUAUUAUGCAACGGCGGUCUAUUGCAAGGGGAGGUCCUCUGGUCCACUAUACCGACACUGACAUAUAUUUAUUACCUUCUGCAAAUUCCUGUGGUUGUGGCGCCAUUGUCUCCCUUCAAAGCACAAUCUUUGAACCUUGAAGGCGGAAUCCAGCAGAACACCCUAGAGUUCAAUACAGGUAGCGGCUAUCAUUACCGUGAAAAUCCAUUCAUGCGUAUGCAUAGAAUUGGAAUGCGAGUAGUGCUAUCUUCUAAUAUGGUUCUGUUCAAUAAUUCUUAUACUGCAGAACCCGUACUGGAAGAAUACAGUGUCGCUGCAAGCAUUUACUUACUCAGUGCUGCUGAUUUGUCGGAAUUUGUUCGUGACAGUAUCAUUUCAAGUGGUUUCGAAGGAUUUUAUAAGAGACACUGGAUCGGUGUAGUGACAUCUGCAACCGAAUAUACUUCGGAGAUCAUAGGAUCGGUGGAUAUAUGGUAUGAUGAAUCCGCCAACACCGCAGAAAAACACAAUGUUCCGAACAUCAGGAGGAUUUAUCGUAUGGGGACACUGACCACAGAAAAAGAAUUUUAUAACAAGGUAUUCCGAAACUCCAGAUAG